AUGUCUUCAAACAUUAUUUUUAAAUAAAUGUAUGGAAGAACAUUCUUCAACAAUAGCGACGAUUUAAAGAAAUUGAAAGUUUAAGCUAAAGAUAUAAAUUUAAGAGAAGAGACUAUUUCUAUUAAAGAAGAAGAUAUCAACAAAAAGACUUUGCUAAGAGAUUUUUUUCAUGAUUUAUUCUAGAUAUAAGCAUCAACAACUUCUAAGCAUUUAUUCCAUGUUUUUAUCAGCUCGCUGAAUUUUGUUCUUGAUUAGACUUUUACUGAAAACAAAAAAUUUUACUUGAUUGACCUUUCACAAAUAUAUUUAAUUCGAGAUAAUGAAAGCGAAACCUUGAAGUUAUAUUAUUCUAAUAGAGGAAGUUGUGGUAGAGUUUUAGAAGAGAUGGAAUAUAAUAAGGAAUUAACAAAGUACCAAGCCUUGACAAUAAAUUUAUAUUUGUAAAUUAAUUUAAUUAUGAUGUGCAUAAUUGCAAAAGAAGAAGAUGAUGAUGAUGAGAGAUAAAGAAAAAUAAAAGAUUUCAAAGAGAUUAAUUCAAAAUUUAUACUUUAUAUCUAAUCUUAAACAAUAAAUGAAAAAACUUGGGUCGAACUUGCCAAUUAAAUAAAGUUAAACUGUUAAGUAAAUUUAAACUCAUUAAUCAAUUCAAGACUUAGAAACAAAAUCAAAGGACUCAAAAAUUUAACAUAAAUAAUCUAUAAUCAUAUUAAAAACUUUUCAUUAAAUUUCUUGGAAUCUCCAGAUUAUCUAAAAUCAACUAAUGAUAAACUAGAAUUAAUAAAUGAUCGCUAGAUAUUAUUUAAUGAAAUAAUGCUAAUUAAUUAAUAAAUUCCUAAAACAAAUGAAAUGUCAGAUAGUGAAUUUGCAACAGUUAACAUAAACUAGGCUGAGGAGCUUAAAUUAGUUUAUACUCUCAUCAUGGACGAAUUUGAAAAUCAAAAUAAAUAAAAGACAAAGUAGUAUGAUUAAAUAAAAAAUAAAAUGCAAAGAACAAAAACCUUAAUCGAAUCUAUUUUCUAGGCAAAUUCUCAAACUAUUUUCAAUUCAGUUUUAAACGAUGAAAAAGAUAGUUCUAAAAAGCUUUAAUAUGUUGUUACUUUCAAAAUGUUUGACCAUUGGGAUCAUUUUUUAGAUUUGUGUGUAAUUAAACUAACAAAAGACUAUUUCAAGUGCACUAUUCACUUUUGCAAAGAAAAUUAUGAACCCAUUAUAAUCCCUGACAAACUCACAAGAAUUUAAGUGAGCAGACUUUUUAUUAAGAAAGUUUCAAAAAUAGGAGGCUUUGUUAUUAAUCCUAUCUCAGGAUAAAUUACAUUUACAUAUUGUACUUACAAUAAUCUUUCAAAAUAUUCUGAAGAACAAGUUGAUAAUUUCUUAAUUAGAGUUAUAAAAAGUAUUUUCUCAACUGCUUUCUUUAUGAUAAAUAUGUACAUGCUCAGUUUGUAUGUUAAGAUAGGACUUAUCUCGAUGCCUAUUUAUAAGUAACUUGAAGAAAUUCUUAGAAAAAAUUAGCAAAAUAACAAAAAGGACAGAACCAUUUUUCUUCCUGAAUUAACUAUUCGUAGACUGAAUAAUGCAAUAGACCUUCUAGAAAAUAGUGUAAAACCCUUUGCAUAAUUUUAAGAAGAAGAUAUCUUUAAAACUAGAGUAGAUAUCAAUGAUAGACAAGAAAUUUUAAAAUGUUUAGAUGUUAUUGAGAAAAAAAACAGCAGGGAAGCUGAAAGCUAAUUAGAAUAUAUCAAAGUUAUUGAUUAUGAUGAAAAGAAACUUAAAAAAAUAUCUGCAGGUGGUUUUUCAGAUAUAUUCUAAACAGAGUUAAACUUCAUAUCAAAGAGCACAGAAUAAACUAGUUGCCAAAAUUUUGCUAUAAAGGUGUAAAAAAAAGAUCCAUAAGCUAGAGACACUGAGAAAAUAGAAAAAGAAGUUAAUGUAAUUAAACACAUAGUUCCUAGAUCAAAUUUUAUCACAAGAUAUUAUUUCGAUGUUGAGACAAAAGAUAGGCUAUAUAUGGAUUUAUAUUUUUAUUCUAUGGGUUCUUAUGCAUACUACCACAACUCUAUUAUGUCUUUAAACAAGAGAGUAUAAAUGGUACUUUAAGUAGCUCAAGGUGUUAAGUUUUUACAAUCAAUAGAUAUUUAUCACUUAGAUCUUAAACCUCCAAAUAUUUUAUUAGAUGGGGAGUAAAAUAUUAAGAUAUGCGAUUUUGGUGAAAGCUACUGUAUUUAAAAUAUAGGAGAGUAAGGAGUAUUUUAAAGAGCAGGAAGAACUUUGCCAUAUUCGCCUAUCGAAUCUCUUUCUGGCAAUACUUUUUCACCAGCUUCAGAUGUGUAUUCGAUUGGAGCUAUUAUUAGUGAAAUUAUAUUUGAUAAAAAAUUGAUUGAAUUUAAGAGAAUCAACUAACAAAAAUUACAAUCAAAGUUAAAUCAAAGAAAUUAUCGUUUAAUUUAUAGUGAUUUAGUAGUGAAAGAGUUUGGUAUUAAGUAAAUCAUGAAAAUACUUAAAGUGCUUAUGCUUAAAUGUGUAAAUCCAGAUCCAAACUGUCGUCCACAUAUUGAAUAUCUUAUAGCAAUUUUAUAUUUAAUUUUAAAAGUCCUUAGCGAAUUAUAUUGA
Molecule: messenger RNA, 2610 nt
Organism: Tetrahymena thermophila SB210
Lineage: Eukaryota; Ciliophora; Oligohymenophorea; Hymenostomatida; Tetrahymenidae
Product: protein kinase
Exons: 7
Biological process (GO): protein phosphorylation
Molecular function (GO): protein kinase activity; ATP binding
Source: RefSeq, a predicted model, not a curated record